UACCCGCAAAAAUGAAAUACCUGGCAGUUUGUGCGCUUCUGAUGCCGCUUGUCUUCGGCGCUUCAGUCCCCCGGCCCCCAAAUGUGGACAUUGACCUUAUUCCCGACAUUUCCACUGCUGCGGAUGCAGAGUCUGUGGAAUUGCAUCUGCGCCAGCUGCCCAAGAUAGCCGACAUGCUCAGCCAUAUUCACCGCAUUGCGAGUGGCUUGCCCGAUAUGUCGGUGGCCAGCGAUGCCGAUGACGCCACUGCCGACGAUAUGGAUCUUAUUCCCGACAUUUCCGUAGCCGCUGAUGGCGAUGUCCCCGACAUGUCCGUAGCUGCCGAUGCUAAGGAUUCCGAUUCCGCCGAUGCUGAUUUGGUGCCCGACAUUUCCGUUGCCAGUGAUGCCGAUGAGGUCGCUGCUGAUGAUGCCGAUUUGAUUCCCGAUAUGUCCAAUGCUGCCGAUGCCUUGGACUCUGAACAAGAUGAUGCCGAUUUGAUUCCCGACAACGCUGAGGCUUCCUACCAGGAAUAAAAGCGCAAUAUGGACUGAACGAUGAGAUAAUUAAUAAUAUAUAGCUAUGUAUGUACCGUCUAUCGUAUUUAUUGUAUUUUUAGACUAUCUUUGUGUGCAGCUUUAAUAAAAUUUGAUAAGAGCAGAAAAAAUUAAAACAAAA
Scaptodrosophila lebanonensis is the source of this 657-nucleotide messenger RNA. RefSeq lists its product as uncharacterized. NCBI's taxonomy places the organism in Eukaryota, Metazoa, Arthropoda, Insecta, Diptera, Drosophilidae. The transcript is spliced from 3 exons. The record is from RefSeq and is a predicted model, not a curated record. The coding region runs from base 12 to 515 and encodes 167 amino acids.